Messenger RNA from Coffea arabica (coffee), 747 nucleotides. RefSeq lists its product as uncharacterized. Gene Ontology annotation, molecular function: catalytic activity. NCBI's taxonomy places the organism in Eukaryota, Viridiplantae, Streptophyta, Magnoliopsida, Gentianales, Rubiaceae. The record is from RefSeq and is a predicted model, not a curated record.
AUGGUGGGGGAGGGGGUACAGCAUGCCUCGUUUCUUGUUUACCAUAAUUGCCUGCCCAUCCCUUUGACUGUCUCCGUCGUCCAUGCUUUGUGCACGAGGGAGGAGAGACGGGCAUUGUGGAGUGCUCUGAUGAGAGACAAGCCUUUGCAUGAGCCAUGGUUUGUUGGUGGGGACUUUAACGUUGUGGUUGAUGCGGGGGAAAAGGAAGGAGGACUGCCUUUUCGUUUAUCGGAGGCGCUCGAUUUCUUGGACUUCAUGUCCUCUGCGGAGUUGUUUGAUGCUGGUUUCUUUGGUUCAUCGUAUACAUGGUGCAAUAAUUGCAUGGGUCGGGCAAGAAUUUGGAAGCGUUUGGACCGGCUCUUAAUUAAUGCCUCAUGCCAUGAUGCUGGACUCGUAGUGUUCGUCUCCUAUUUAGCUAGGGACCCCUCAGAUCACUCCUCUCUUUUGUUCUCUGUCAGGACACGGGUGGAUGGGAAGCCCCGCCCUUUUUGUUUUAUAAAUGUGUGGACAUCCUAUGUUGGCUUUAGGGAUGUGGUUCAAGCAUCCUGGCAGAAAGGGUAUUCCGGUUUUCCUCUCCAAAUAGUUUGUUCUAAGUUGUCCCGUCUAAAAGCGAAUAUAAAAAGUUGGAAUAAACAGUCCUUUGGUAACAUAUUUGGUAAUACAAGGCGGGCAGAGGAGGUGGUACUUGUAGCGGAGAAGCGGGUAGAGGAGGAUGGGUCAACUGAAACCCAGGAGGAUUUACUGUGA